Molecule: messenger RNA, 512 nt
Organism: Manacus vitellinus (golden-collared manakin)
Lineage: Eukaryota; Metazoa; Chordata; Aves; Passeriformes; Pipridae
Gene: NEUROD1
Product: neuronal differentiation 1
Exons: 1
Molecular function (GO): protein dimerization activity
Source: RefSeq, a predicted model, not a curated record
UCCCCGCGGGUGACCGGUCGGGGCCACGAGCGCUGCUCUGGGUGCUGACACGUCUCUUUUCUGUCUCCUCCGCGAUGCAGAGGCUCACCAUGACCAAGUCGUACAGCGAGAGCGGGCUGAUGGGCGAGCCCCAGCCACAGGGCCCCCCGAGCUGGACGGACGAGUGCCUCAGCUCCCAGGACGAGGAGCACGAGGUGGACAAGAAGGAGGAGGACCUGGAGGGUCUACACGCCGAGGCUGAGGAGGACUCGCUGCGGAACGGUGAGGAGGAGGACGAGGAGGACGACUUGGAUGAAGAGGAGGAGGAGGAAGAGGAGGAGGAAGACGACGACCAGAAGCCCAAGAGGCGGGGCCCCAAGAAGAAGAAGAUGACCAAGGCACGCAUGGAGCGAUUCAAGCUGCGGCGCAUGAAGGCCAAUGCCCGGGAGCGCAACCGCAUGCACGGGCUGAACGCGGCCCUGGACAACCUGCGCAAGGUGGUGCCCUGCUACUCCAAGACGCAGAAGCUCUCC